This is a messenger RNA of Aspergillus aculeatus ATCC 16872, 1581 nucleotides long. Its product is annotated as glycoside hydrolase family 43 protein. Gene Ontology annotation, molecular function: hydrolase activity, hydrolyzing O-glycosyl compounds. The transcript has 3 exons. The record is from RefSeq and is a predicted model, not a curated record. The coding region runs from base 1 to 1581 and encodes 526 amino acids. NCBI's taxonomy places the organism in Eukaryota, Fungi, Ascomycota, Eurotiomycetes, Eurotiales, Aspergillaceae. Gene Ontology annotation, biological process: carbohydrate metabolic process.
AUGUAUACCAACCCAAUCAUCCCCGGGUUCAAUCCCGAUCCUUCCAUCGUGCGGGUUAACUCUGACUAUUUCCUGGUCACCUCCUCGUUUGAAUAUGUCCCUGGAGCUCCAAUCUACCACAGCACCGACCUGAUCCAGUGGACCCUGAUCGGCCAUGCACUCACACGCCCGAGCCAGCUGCAGAUCCAAACCCCCGAGCCCGGUGGCGGUGUCUGGGCCACCACACUGCGUUACUACGAGGGGGUCUUUUAUUGUCUCGCUGCCUGUUUUCAACGCUAUCGACCCCAAGAAGACGACCGCGUCUGGCCGCGGGGGUUUUACGUGAAGACCGCGAACAUCUGGGAUUCCGACUCGUGGUCGGAUCCAGUCUACUUCGAUCAAGUCGGCUUCGAUCAGGAUCUCUUCUGGGACGACGAUGGCACCGUUUACCUGUCAUCGACCUACCGCAAACUGGAUCGCACCCCCCACACCGAUCUGAAAGACUUCGCCGUGCACAUCGUGCCGGUAGAUCUGGAGACGGGCGCCUCCUUGGCUGAGCCGCGCUUGAUCCGGGAAUCAGCGUCUGGGGUGGCUGAGGGCUCGCAUCUCUUCCGUCGCGGAGAGUACUACUAUCUCUUCACGGCCGAGGGAGGCACUGAGAGUGGACAUUGUGAAUGGGUAUCGCGCAGUAAAACCAGCCCGCUCGGUCCCUGGGAGGUCGCGCCUAUCAAUCCUCUGUGGCGGAAUGGACUUUCCGAUGAAGUCCAGAAUACUGGGCAUGCAGACUUGGUCGAGGAUACCGAGGGGCAGUGGUGGGUGGUGCUGCUGGGGGUGCGGCCGGUCUGGCGGGAUGGCGUGUGGGAGGAGUCUGUGUUCGGCCGUGAAACCUUCCUAGUCCCGAUGAAUUGGGAGAACGACUGGCCGGUCAUCAACGGGGGCGAGAAGAUUCCGCUGGAGUACGCGGGGCCUCAGCUGUAUCAGUGGCAGCCCCCGGUCGCCUGGCGCGAUGAGUUCACGCAGCCCCAGUUGCAGCUAGGGUGGUACCGAAAGAAUACGCCGGUCUUGCACGACUUUUCGCUCAUCGAGCGAGAGGGCUGUCUCCGUCUCUACGGUGGGCCGUACAAUCUGUCUGUCCCGACGUGUCCGACGCUCUUCUUACGCAAACAGACCCAUCGCGUCUGUACCUGGGAAACCCGGGUCUCCUUCGAUUCGAAGCAGAAGCACACCGAGGCCGGCACGGUGGUGUGGUGGAACCACCUCACGUACAGCAGCAUGGGCGUGCGAGGGUCGGACACAGGGGAUCGAAAGGUGCGGUUCCAGCCUGCGGAAGGGGAGGCUGUGGAGAUACCUCUACAGAAUGCGCAGUCGGACGUGAUCUUCGUCGUCGAAUGUGGCUUAUCGUACCGAUUCGGGUUCCGUGAGGUUGCUCCAGAUGGAGACCAGACGAGGCUGCAGUGGGUGGGAGACGUGGGAAAUGGUACCAUGACAAGGCCCCCAAGGGUUGGGGCGGCGUUUACUGGGAUGAUGCUGGGAGUCUAUGCCUUUGGCGAACGCCAGAGGUGUUUGGCUCCAGCCGACUUUCAUUAUGCAACGUGGCGAUAA